AUGCCGGCCAGACAAGGCUCCCUGUUUGAGUGGAUCACCAAGCUCAAUAAUACCCUCUUCAUUCAACCCAACGAUGAGAUCGCUAUGAAGGCUAUAGAUGAACGGGUUGAUCCAAGUCUGAUCACAAAGAUUAAUCACAACGUGUACACGUACGACCAGUUCAAAGGAGGCCUCCUCUACGUUCGUGGUUCAACUACCGCUGUUCAAGACGAGUUCUCCGAGAUUCUCACGUGGGAGGAUCCAGAGAAGGGAGACGGUGUUGUGGCUGUCUUGAGUAAAUGGAGAACCAAGCAUAAGGAAACAGGAGAGGAGGCGAAGAAGACGAAUGUGAUCCUCUGGGAGGUUAAACUGAUUGAUGGGAAGCGAAAGCUUACUGGGCAGACUGAAGUUGAAGCGAUCUAA
Messenger RNA from Fusarium musae, 402 nucleotides. RefSeq lists its product as uncharacterized. The transcript has 2 exons. The coding region runs from base 1 to 402 and encodes 133 amino acids. The record is from RefSeq and is a predicted model, not a curated record. Lineage: Eukaryota; Fungi; Ascomycota; Sordariomycetes; Hypocreales; Nectriaceae.